This is a messenger RNA of Vitrella brassicaformis, 2108 nucleotides long. Lineage: Eukaryota; Vitrellaceae. The record is from the annotation of a GenBank genome assembly.
CUCAUCCCAAGCCUCGAUGAAGGACGUGAGUGACGCGGGGGAGGAGUUUGGAGAAAAACAAGUCAUGCGAGCUUCUGCGACACCACGGCUCCGGAAACCCUCGUUGUAUUUCACUGUAGAAACCCAGAGCCGAGUGUCCCCUCUCCGCCACCCUAUCAAAUUGGGGCCUGAUGCCGUGUGUCGAAGGUGCUCCAAACCAAAAGGGAAGGAGGAAGAGUGACAAGGCCUUGGCUAACGUACGUCAGUAGAUGUUUUUGGAUCCUAUCGUGGUCAAGGUGUGUGACCGCAGUGGCGGCGCAGAAGUCACCAGGAUGAUCCAGGUCCCGCCAACGUGGCAGGUAGGUGAGAUACACUGACUGAUCUGCCUGUAGAUGGCAGAUUGGGAUCCGCUCGCCUGGAUCGUCGUGUGUUUGUUCGUUUGUUCGUGGUGCCUGCAGGAACCACAGUUCGUUCAGUACGUCAAAGACUUAUUCAACAUCCAGUAUGAUUUCCUCGUGAAGGACAGCACAGGUAGGCACAGACAGGCGGACAGAGAGCAGACAGACAGCACACACCAACGCGCAAGUUAGAACCGAGACCAUCUGUGAUUCUCGUUCUCGCUCAGAUGUGUUCACCCCUGUGGCUUCCUUCAAGGAGGGCGAGACCUACUUCAUCGAGCGCACCGGCACUUCGGCUGCGGCUGCAGCUGAUACAGUGGCUGCGUCGGGGCCGUCACAGACACCUGCCUGUCUGACGUAGGCGAUGUGUGUUGCUUUGGUCUGCCUGAACAAACCUGGUCUCUCCUGUCUUCUUUUUCGUUCAGACCAUCUGCACUUGCGCCUUCCGGACGCAGAGAAGCUACUCCUGGUUGGGGAAUUCUUCAACUGUGGCCUCGGCCUCUUCGCCUUCAGCGUGUGCUUCCUCUGUCGUGAGCCCAUUCGGAAGGCUGUGGGAGAGGUCCUUUGGGACCUCACGCUCGUCUUCAAAGGACCCAGCACCUGUUUCUGCCCGCGUCCGUGGGUGCGAUCCUCUCGGGGAUCUGCCGCUGCUGCUGUCUUUGCCGGACACCGCCAGCAACCUCGCCAGCAGCAAGAAUCGCUGUCGAGUCUGACAGACAUGCGGGAACAGCUUCUGAGCAUGCCGCAGACGAAGUGUCCGUCGAAGCUACCCUCCUCAUGAGCGAGGAGCCUGUCGGCCCGCUCGACAACGAACACGCCAUCGUACAGUGAGAUCUACCGGCUGCUCUAUUCGUUGUCUGGUUGGUGACGAGGAGCCGGCGGCUGUGCUGCAAGCGCACCGCACGGUGAGAGGGCGGCGUUAUAUCGCUGAUGGACUGAGUCACUCUUACGCUGUCUUAAUUGCCAGCCUCUCAACAGUCCUUCCCGUGCUCGGCUCUCCCGUCCCGUUUGUGUUCAGGCCAAGCUCCUUCGCCCAUCCGCACCUCCAGCACGGCGAGGUGGGCUCGCCGACCCCGACGUGCGUCCCAUCUCCCACUGCAGUCAGACACUACCUACCGUAGAAAAUGGCGUUUGGGCGCAGCGGCAAUGACCCCUCGCGCAGCACACCAAGGGAGAAGGUGAGAGUGAGGGCGGGGUGGAAGUGUGUGUGGCACAAACAGGCAGGUGGCUACAAUACACAUCUAUGCGUGUGAUGAUAUUCGUCACUCACGGGUUCUUUAUGAAUCGACACAUGUACUGAACUUCUGUCGCUGUCUGACGCAUCCACUAACGUCAUCGUGUCCGAAACAUGUGCGUGUCCCUGCGUGUGUCGCACGGAUGCCAUCUUUGUUGGUUCCGUUCUGUGUUUCCUCUGUGUGUGUCAGGGCUGAUUGGUACACGCGGCUCGGCUGGGGAUCCUGGUGUGUCGCAGAGGCUUCGCAGAGUCGACGUGAAGCCGAUGGCUUGCGGCACCGACGAGAAGGCUCACCGUUUGGGUAUUGGGGCUCAUUCCCCUUCCCCAAGACAGACAGAUCAGGGAGGUGUACAUUGUACAUCUAGCUAUCUAUGUGUGUGUUUGACGUGGUUGGCUGGCUGGCUCUAUGGGUCCAUCUACGACUGGUUUCAUGGAUGCUGCGUAGCUAGCUACAGACAUUUAAUUAUGCUACGUGCGUGUGUAGCCGAUAAAAUGCC